AUGGAUAUCAAAAGUAAAGGAAGUCAAAAAAGCAGGAAAGAACUUGGAGGUAUAAACCAAAUGAGUAUUUAGACGAAUUAAGUUUGAAAGGGGUUUCCCUAUUUAAAUUAGAUGUCAAUUAUGACUAUUUGAAAUAAUUUUUGGAAGGAGUUUAGGGAGAUCUCGAAAACCACGCUGUUGAGAUUGAAGCAAUUAAGAAGUUAGUGGGACCUAGUGAAAUUUUACUAUUAGUGAUAAAAAUGUGUAUUUUAGAUUCAAGAAUAGUUUCAAUUAUUAAGUGAAUCAUUAUUGUUUACAGAUAAGGAUAUUGAAAAGGAUUUAUCGAGUUCUUUGCAUACCUAUAUAACUUAGAUUUAGGGAAAGUAGAAAUUUGGUAAAGGGGCUUUGGAGAAGAUAAUCACUGAAUUAAGAAGCAAACUAUUUUCGGUGGUUUAGAUGAUUCAACACUUGCACAGAGAAAAAAUUGUAUAAGAUGAAUCUAUUAUUAGAGGUAAGAUUAACGUAUAACGAAAUUGGAAAAUGAUAUGCUUACUAAAUAUGAUACUAAAGAUUGUAAAGAAAAAAUGAGAAAGCAAAAGAACUAAUUGGAAUAGUAAAUAGAUGAACUACAAAAGAGUGGUAGAAAUGAAUUAGAUACUGUUGAGAAAAAAAUAUCAAAUGACAUUUAAAAAUUUGAGGAAGCUGUUAGGGAUGUAGAAAGGUUAGAAAUAAAUAUUAUUCUAUAGAAAAACUCUUUGGAAAAUACAUGAUUGUCAAGAUCUAUUGUCUAAGAGAACUAAUGAGGAAUUUGUUAAUGAAGCAAUUAGAUCUAGUGAGGAUAAACUUUUAAAAGAAGUAAUAAUGUUAAGUUUCAAUAUAGAUUCAAUAAACAUAGAAUAACGAAUAAUUAGUUAAAUUAUAGUAAGACCUUGCUUAUGUAAGAAGUUAAAUUAAAGGGUUAGAUGAUUUAGUAGGAGAGAAAUAGUAAAAGUUGAAAUUAUAAUUUAAUGAAAUGAAUGAAUUGUAAAUUUAGAAUAUAUCAAAAGAUUAAAAUAGAAAAUAAAUCUGAUUGACAAGUUAGUUGAAUCAAAUAAAUAGCAAAGUGAUAAAAUUAUAGAUUUGAAUAGCAGAUUAGCAACUGCCAUAAACAAAUUAGAUGUCUCUAAUUAGUUAGAUUAACAUAGACAGAAAAUAAAAUAAUUGGAAGAUUAAGUUUAAAAAUUGAAUGAUGAAGCCAAAGAACGAGUCGAAGCAUUAAAAGAUAUGAACCUUAAUGCUGAAAAUGUAGCAUUUCUUCUAUCUAAAAUUGAUCCUCAUAAAAUAUGCUCUCUUGAAGGGGACAUUAAAAAACUACAAGAAAUGUCAAUUAGAAACAACGUACAUUGGGAAACACUUGAUGCUGAAUUUAAAUCAAGAUAUGAUAGUUUUUAAUUCUUCUCUCAAUUAUAUUAACAGCAAUAGUAAUAGUAGGUGUAAAAUGUAUCAGAAGAACAAAAAUUUGUUACAAAAGAUGAAAUAAAUAGAAUGUUUGAAUAAUUCCAUUAAUAAGGAAAUAUUGAAGAAGAUAAAAUCAAAAAGAUUCAAAAGGAUUUGUAAGAUAUAGCUCACAAAGUUGAAAAUGCGAAUGAAAUUGAAAGAAGAGUCACUAGAAUUUUUAGAGAUCUCGACAUAAACAAUCUAAUUAAAUAAGUCAAAGCUAAAGCCAAUGAAGAUGAUAUGAAAAGAGAACUACAUAAUAUAGAAACUAGAUUAGGAUAAGCUAUGGAGACAAUUAAUUAUUUGCGAAGAGAAAUAGAUUCAUUAUAAGGUAUUCUAAAUAAAUAAUAUAAAGUCUAAAUCAAGAAAACACCUAUGAAUAUGUAGUAAUCAGCUUCUCCACCAACAGAUUAAAUUAUUGGAGUUGGAACCAAAAAGCUAUAUCCGAUAAACUGUCUAAGUUGCAGCACAACCAAUUAAUAAAAAGUACAGAUAAUGUUUAAAAUAGGUGAAAGGAACAGAUGGAAAAUAUUAUUAAGCUGAUAUAAAAAGAUAAAGUAUGGAACAAUACUAAUAGGAUAUUUAAGAGGAUCCUUAGUAAUUCCCUUAAUCACGUUAUUCUUCAAGACCAUAAUCUGCUGUUGGUAAUAAAUCUCAUAAUGGAACUAAGAGACCAAUAAGUGCUAAGAAAUGA
Paramecium octaurelia is the source of this 2149-nucleotide messenger RNA. The record is from the annotation of a GenBank genome assembly. NCBI's taxonomy places the organism in Eukaryota, Ciliophora, Oligohymenophorea, Peniculida, Parameciidae.